Messenger RNA from Larimichthys crocea (large yellow croaker), 6276 nucleotides. RefSeq names its product synaptopodin 2a (gene synpo2a). The record is from RefSeq and is a predicted model, not a curated record. Gene Ontology annotation, molecular function: actin binding. Lineage: Eukaryota; Metazoa; Chordata; Actinopteri; Sciaenidae. The transcript is spliced from 5 exons. Bases 83 to 4720 code for a protein of 1545 amino acids. Gene Ontology annotation, cellular component: nucleus; actin cytoskeleton; Z disc. Gene Ontology annotation, biological process: positive regulation of actin filament bundle assembly.
GGUUUUUAUGCAAAGUGCUGCUGGUCCGGCUGACAGCUCGAUGAUCGCGCUGUGGAGGUUUGGCUGAGGAGCUGUGCGCAGCAUGGGCACCGGGGAUUAUAUCUGCUUGACGCUGCGCGGUAAUGCGCCCUGGGGGUUCACCCUGCGAGAAGGAGAGGGGGACACCUACAAACCUUUUUUUGUCUCCCAGGUAGAAGAAGGUAGUCGUGCCUUCUUAGCUGGAGUGCAAGAAGGUGAUGAGGUGGUGGCGCUCAACGGAGAGCCAUGUGCUGAUCUCACGCUCUUACGAGCCUCUGCGAUCAUUGACACAUCCAUCGACUGUCUGCAGCUGCUUCUCAAAAGAUACUGCACCAUCCCCCCAGAAGACUAUGAAUCUGAAGAGACACACUGUGGUCAGAGGGACUCAUCUGGUGUGGUUUUAGAGAGCACCACACUUCACAUCUUCUCACCAAAGCACGGGUCCCAAAGUCCGAGGGAACUCUACACAUCUGUGUCACAGGAUGAGGCCUACUAUGGGGAGUUGGAUAGCGGUACAUUUCCCAGGAGACCCCAGUUGCUUUCCACCGAGCAACAUGUACCCUCACCUGGUGAACGGGGAAGCCGGGAACCUGUUUUUAAGGAAAAUGAUGAAGAGAUACAGCGUUGCUUCUCCCCUGGUGACAUGGUUGAGCUUCAGGUCUCCCUGUCUAAGCAGUCCUUGGAUGAUGUGGGCUGCACCUCUCUUGGAAGCGCUCUUGGGAUCCAGGGAGAACUCUCAAACAGAGAGGCCUUUGAGACGAUCCACAACAUCACCACAUCACACGAUGUGCCCUGUUCCGUCAGAGAGCCCCUUGGCCAGCAUGGAGUUGUGCUCAGCUCCCCUUCAAUGCUUGGGCAGGUGGAGGUCAUUUUGCAGCAGCCAGCAGCAUCAGGAGCAGGGAGGGGCAUCUUGAGUGUGGGUGGCACCAGGGUCAGUGGAAGUGUUGGAUCCCAAAGUGAAGGAGAAGAAGAAGGAGGAGGACACCGUGAAGGAGUUCCUGGGUCAUUUACUGUCUCAUUUGGAAUUGCCUCAGAAGAGGCAACACCAGCAGAAGGACAGGAGUCUGAUUCUGAGGGGGAUCAAGACAAACCCAACAAGCAUCGGGCAAGACAUGCCAGGCUCAGGCGUAGCGAGAGUCUCUCUGAGAAGCAGGUAAAGGAGGCCAAGUCCAAAUGUAAACGUAUUGCUCUUCUUCUUACGGCUGCGCCGCCCAACCCCAACAACAAGGGAGUGUUGAUGUUCAAGAAACAUCGGCAGAGGGCCAAGAAAUACACACUUGUGAGCUACGGCACAGGAGAAGACGAACCAGAGUACAGUGACGAAGAGGACGAGGAAAGCGAAGACGACAAACAAGAAACCCACACUGUUGAAUUUACCCUUGUGGCUCCUAACGGCUCAGAAUUAGACAAGCAUUUCCUCACUAAUGCCCAUAGUAGCAAAGGUGUGCUAACUAUCAACUGGGACAAGGGUCUUCUUGAGAUUGAAAGGAACCUGAACAACCAAGCAGAGAUGGAAUGUUUGCCUGAAACCAAAGGAAAGGGUGCCCUAAUGUUUGCCCAACGACGUCAAAGGAUGGAUGAGAUUUCUGCUGAACAUGAAGAGCUUAGAAGCCAUGGGAUCCCAGUGGAAGGAGUACCAGAGCCUGAAAAGAAGAUACUGGAGCAGUCCUACAUGCAGUCCACAACAGAUGGCCAUGCUUACAUGGAUGUAAAUAUACACCAACAAAACCAACAGCAACAACAGUACCAACAAUAUCAGGAACAGCAGUACUAUGAGCAACAACAGAACUAUCAACAGCAACAACAGAACUACCAACAACAACACCAACAACAAUACCAACAACAGUAUCAACAGCAGCAGCAGUAUGAACAACAACAUUAUCAACAACAGCAAAUGUAUCAGCAGCAGCAAGAAUAUCAGCAGCAACAACAAAUGCAGCACUAUUCUACAAACAUCAAUGGCACAGUCCAACAUCAAACCAGUGAAAUGCAGAGUUCCUUCAGCAAUCGUUCUGCAAAGCCUUUCUCAGCAGAAAACAUGGUGGCUACCCCUUAUUCUCCCGCAAUGAGUGGGACCAAUCAAGAUUCUAUGGGCCAAGGAGAGCAGAUAGCUUCCCGUGAUGAGCGCAUUUCUACCCCUGCAAUUAAAACUGGCUUUUUGAUGGAUGCAAGGAAAAGAAACACUGGCAAGCCUAUGUUCACUUUUAAGGAAGCACCAAAAAUGACACCUAACCCAGCAUUGCUAAACCUUCUCAACAGGAGUGACAAGAAAGGUUUUGAGUCAGGACCUGAGGAAGACUACCUUAGCCUUGGAGCUGAGGCUUGUAAUUUCCUCCAGUCUCCAAUUAAACACAAAACUCCUCCGCCAGUGGCUCCAAAGCCUGUGAUUAACCCCACCUCUCCUCCUUGGGCCUCACAGAUAGAAAUGACCAAUCAGGACAUGCCUCAACAAGCUGAAAAUAGUGUAUCUACACCUGCUGUAGCCCCCACCACAGAGCCUACCCCUGCUCCAGAACUCGAGCCAACCCCUGCACCUGCCCUUGAACCCUCUCCCCCGCCUGCCACCCAGGAGGUUCCUGCCAGCACCACCACAGAGGAGCAGCACACAGAGGAGCAGCACACAUGGACUCAGCAGGAGCCUGAAUCUCAACAACAGCCUUUACAAGUGACAGCUCAGGAAGAUUAUGGUCAUCUGAAUUCAACCGUACAGUCUGAGCCUGCUCCUGUGACUAGCUGGACUACAGCACACACACAAGCACAACAGCAGCCAUCUACCAAUUCUUGGCAUCCAGCUCAAGUGCAUCCCCAGGAACCACCUCCAAGUCAGUCCCCACAACAUCCACCAUGGGUGACACGUCAACCUACUCAGACCCAAGCACAGCCUCAAGCCCCAACAAAUACUUGGACCCCUCAAAACCAGCCAUCCUGGAAUCAGCCUCACGAGCAAGCACAAACCCAAACAAAUGUUCAGCCACCCUGGGCUCAGCCUCAAGAGCAAACACAGUCUCAGUCACAAGUUCAGCCACCCUGGACACAUUCUCAUGAUCAGCCCAAUCUGCAGCAAAUGCAACCAACUUGGGGUCAACCCCAGGAUCAACAAGUGCAGCAGCAACCUCAAGCCCCAUGGGAACAGCCAUCACAAACACAGUCUCAGCAUCAACCACCAUGGGUACAACAACCCCAGCAGAAAUCCCAAACACAACCGCCUUGGGUUCAACAGGUUCAACCAGAAUCCCAGCAACAACCACCAUGGGUGCAGCAGCCACAGCAUCAGGCUCCACAACAACCAUGGCCUCAGCCCCAAGCACCAGUUCAGCCUCAACCAUCUUGGGUUUCAGCUCAGCCUCAACAGCAGCAGCAACCUUCAAUUAAUGCAUGGCCUCCAUCACAGACUCAAGCCCAAGUUCAGGCACCCUGGUUACAAACAGCCCAAGCACAACCUCCAGGACCACCCCAAGCCAGUUUGAAUCCAUGGGCACCAGUGCCUGCCCAGGCUCAUUCCCAGCCAUCAUGGGCUCAGUCCCCUCCAGAGCAUGGUCAGCAUCCCAUGAGUUCUUGGUCCCAAGAGCAAAAUCAAGCCCAACAUCAACCACCUUGGGCUCAACCAGUUCCACCCCAGCCCACACCACAGCCAAACUGGCAACAGUCUUCAAAACCACAGCCACCAUUGAAUACAUGGCCUUCAGCUCAGACACAGCCUCAGACACCUGUGAAUGUCUGGGCACCACAGUCACAGCAAACACCUGUGAAUUUUUCCACAUCAAUGGUGAACACUCGUCCUUCUCCAAAACCUUGGCAUCCACCACAAAAUGCCCCAGAAAACCGGACUCCUCCACCCCCACCACAGCGGAUGCACUCUUUUACUAUUGGUCAAAAAGUUUCAUCACCCAUCAAUCCAAUGGCUACUGUCUUAAACCCAUCAUCCCCAGGUUCAUCUUUUGAGAUGCCAGCCGUCAAAGGGAAAGGAGCUGAUAUGUUUGCCAAGAGGCAGUCUCGUAUGGAGAAGUUUGUCGUGGACUCUGAGACUGUGCAAGCAAACAAGGCAAGCCGGUCAACAUCGCCAGUUGCUUCGUUACCAAAUGAGUGGAAAUAUACACCCAAUGCACUUGGCAGGAGCUACUCCCUUUCUCCACCAGCCAGAGUACCAUUCACAGGCCAGAAGUCAGCUUCGGCCUCUGCUUCCCCCAAGCUUCCGGGUCGGGCCUUUGCAACUCCCCAGGCAAAGCAGACAUCCUGGCUGGAGAAGGGCCACAAACCCCUAACACCCUGGGAGGCCGCCUCUCGGCAUCCCCUGGGCCUGGUGGAUGAAGCAUUUGCUUUCCAGGACCUCCAGCAAAGCCUUGUCUCAAACAUCCGUCUGGCAGCCCAGCGCAAAAUACUGCCCGAGCCACCGGCAGAGUGGAAGGCCAGAGUCUCUUACCAAGCCCCGCAAAAAACAGGCAGCCACACUUGGAGCCAGAGCCAAAGUCGCAGUCGUAGCCGAGCUCCGCUGCCAUCAUUUAUGUCCCCAACAAGGAGCACUGUCUCAAUCCCAGAUAGUAAUGUUGGUUACAGGUCUCUGCCCAGACAAUGGCAGCCUCAGAGGUCUGCGGCAGAGGAAAAUCUGGGGCCCUCACUGUCCUACUCUGAGUAUAAGAGGCCCUUGGGAAAACAAACUUAUAAGUCUGUGUACACCAGCAACACUUGGAGCUGGAAACGGUAGGGCACAACUCAACCUGUGUGACCUUAAAUGAAUAAAAUCCCGCUCCUCACUGAUUCCAUAAUGCACUCACGUGCAGUCACAGUAUUUUCCUUUUUAAUUCAUUAAUACUUAAACAAACAUAUGGUGAGUGAGGAGAGUAAGCUAAUGAUAAGUGGGUAUUUAGAAAUUGCUGGAGUUCUCCGUUGACGUGCUUAUUUCAUUUUUGUUUAAAGGCUUUAUACUUUUCAUUCUUAAAUCUUUCGUAUAAAAUAUAUUUCUUGAAAUAUUUGCAUGGCAUAAUAAAACGAAAGGAGGUUAUUACUUUAACACUGUAUGGAGACUUUAAAAUGAUUCCAUUAGCAUUUAACAACUUUCUAGCUUGGUUAAUACACUGAAGUGGGCCUGUAAUUCAUUAGAUGAGACAAUAAGUAUGUUAUUUAGAAUGGAUAAUAAGUCUGAAUGGGCAUGGUUAGUACAAAAUAAGUGGAAAGAUCUGAGUGUUUGUAUAAUAAUAGUAUAUCUGGAUAUAUCUAGAACUAUUGAGUGUUCUGUAAACCUAUACAAAAUAGGUAAUUAUGAUCUGGGAAAGAUGUAUAUGAGUGUGUUAAGAGGGAGAAAGAAACAAUUAUCCACGACAUAGUAAGUUGCAAGCUUGUGGAUGAAUUUGCUGUUCAUGCUGGUUUCAUUUUCUGCUGUGGAUGUAUGUAUCUAGCAUGCCAUUUCUUGCAGUGAUUUGUGCACUUUGUUUUUUUUUCUGGAUGGGUUUUGUUUGAUUUUCAAUCCAUGAAACUUGAGGAUCAUUUCACUGUCAGUGAAAGAGUUACAGACGCAUUAAAAGUGAGGGCUAAAACUUGGGGAAAGGUUAGCGCUAUAACUCAGCAUAUUGUGGGCGGACUUGUUGUUAUGUAAGCUCUAAUGAGUGAGAUUAAUUCACUUAUUUACCAGGUGCAUUUUAAUUAGCGCAUUAGCAUGUGGCCAUUAACUAUUCAGUGAGAGAGGAGAAGAGAGAGGGAGAUGAAAAUGGGUCAUUUUUCUUUGUUAAUCUGGAAUGAAUUGUCACAUUCCGGCACAUUGUAUUUGAAAAAAAAAAAUAGCAUGUAGGACUUUGAAGUUUUUGCCGGAAGUAAAAGUUUGACUGAGGAAUGUUAACUCUUAAUUAUGACGUGAUGAUGUUUUCGUUUAUAAUGGGUUUGCUGGCACUGGGAUAAUGGCUUAUAGUAUGUAAUUGGUUUGUGGCUUGUGUUUGGUUUGGAAUUUUUGCGAAAGACUUGUAAUCAUCUCCAAAGACUAAAGCUACAUUGGUGUUUUCACAGAGUGUACAUAAUGUCCUAAUGUGAUUCUCACUGAGCAGUCUCAUAAACAUAAAUAAGAUUUAUCACACUUGCAUUGUGACUCAAGUGACUCACUGAGCAUCCUGACAUACUAUAGCGUCUCUGUGAUAAUUACACUGUAUUGCUUCCAUUCAAAUGACACUUAUUAUGGUCAUAGUAGAAUAACAGUAAUCCUUUUGUUCCAAAUGAAUUCAGGUAGGGAUUCACAUGAAGCAUUUUACAAAAUAAAUACAACCAAAUAGCACU